Menidia menidia (Atlantic silverside) is the source of this 1581-nucleotide messenger RNA. NCBI's taxonomy places the organism in Eukaryota, Metazoa, Chordata, Actinopteri, Atheriniformes, Atherinopsidae. The record is from the annotation of a GenBank genome assembly.
AUGGCAGCAAUUCUUCUCCGCUCCGUAUUUAACAAGAAGGUUCCCCUUCAACUGGGUCGCGUGUGCUACUCCUCCUCCUCAGUGCCCACCACCAAGCUUUUUAUCGAUGGCAAGUUUGUUGAGUCCAACACAUCUGAAUGGCUGGACAUUCACAAUCCUGCCACUAAUGAAGUGGUGGGACGCUGUCCCAAAGCUACUCAGGAGGAGAUGCUGGCAGCCGUGGAUUCUUGCUCCAGAGCCUUCAAGUCCUGGUCCGAGACGUCUGUCCUCAGCAGGCAACAGAUCUUCCUGCGCUACCAGCAGCUCAUAAAGGAUAAUAUUAAAGAACUGGCAAAAGCGAUCACCUUGGAACAGGGCAAAACUCUUGCAGAUGCAGAGGGAGACGUAUUUAGAGGACUGCAGGUGGUGGAGCACGCCUGCAGCAUCACAUCCUUGAUGCUGGGGGAAACGUUGCCCUCCAUUACCAAGGACAUGGACACGUAUACCUACCGCCUGCCCAUCGGAGUGUGCGCCGGCAUCGCCCCUUUCAACUUCCCCGCCAUGAUCCCACUGUGGAUGUUCCCCAUUGGGAUGGUGUGUGGCAACACGUACCUGAUGAAGCCCUCUGAGCGCGUCCCGGGCUGCACCAUGCUUUUGGCUAGAUUGCUCCAGGACGCCGGGGCACCAGAUGGUACACUGAACAUCAUCCACGGGCAGCAUGCAGCGGUAAACUUUAUCUGUGACCACCCGGCCAUCAAAGCCAUCAGCUUUGUGGGAUCCAACCAAGCUGGAGAAUAUAUCUAUGAGAGAGGCUCCAAGAAUGGCAAGAGAGUGCAGUCCAACAUGGGUGCCAAGAACCAUGGUGUGGUGAUGCCCGAUGCCAACAAAGAGAACACGCUCAACCAGCUUGUGGGUGCUGCCUUUGGAGCAGCUGGCCAGCGCUGCAUGGCUCUCUCCACGGCUAUUUUUGUGGGGGAAUCUCGUGAAUGGCUCCCAGAGCUGGUGGAACGCUCCAAAUCGCUUCGCGUAAAUGCAGGCGAUCAGCCUGGGGCGGAUGUGGGUCCGCUGAUCUCCCCUGAGGCAAAGGCCAGGGUGGAGUUCUUGAUUCAAAGUGGCGUGGAAGAGGGCGCCAAGCUGCUUCUGGAUGGGAGAAAUGUUCAUGUCAAAGGAUAUGAACGUGGAAACUUUGUUGGACCCACCAUAUUGGGCAAUAUUACGCCUGACAUGAAAUGCUACAGAGAGGAGAUCUUUGGGCCGGUGCUCAUCAUCCUGGAGGCCGAAACUCUUGACGAAGCCAUCUCUCUAAUCAACAGCAACCCUUAUGGCAACGGCACCGCUAUCUUUACUAACAACGGAGCCACGGCACGCAAAUACACACACGAGGUGGAUGUAGGCCAGAUUGGGGUAAACGUACCUAUCCCUGUCCCCCUCCCGAUGUUCUCCUUCACUGGUUCAAGAGGCUCAUUCAGAGGGGAUACCAACUUCUAUGGAAAGCAGGGCGUUCAGUUCUUCACGCAGAUCAAAACUGUGACAUCGCAGUGGAAAGCCGAGGAUGCCACUGUAACAAGCCCGGCUGUUACCAUGCCAACCAUGGGUCGCUAA